CAUCAUGGCCGUUCUCAACUGCGGAGACUUGACCGACAUGUGCAGCAGUAGUGCGCAUGCGCACUGGCGGAGGUGUUCUGACGAGGCCCUCAGUAACCACUUGGUUUGAAUGCUUAAUUCACCCACACCCCUGUAUCCCAUCCAACUCACCUUUGCACCUCGAUCGUCUCCCGUCAUUUGGGUGAGGUGGAGGGGGAGAGGGGAAGACUUGGUCACGUGACCAGACCUAUCCCAUUUCGGGCCAAGGGUCGUCGCAUCAGACAGCAGCACCGCCGUGAAGUAGAAGCCACGUCUGCGCAUCCUCCUCCUGUCCGGAUGGCUUUUUGAGACGAGGAACGGGCGAGGACAUUUCAUUUACCGCAACGUAAAAACAACGUGAAGAAAACGUAGAUUCAAGUUCCGUACUAAUAUUGUGUUCGGGCGUCGCUGUGCAGUUUGUUCACGUUCCUGAUGGAACCGAGUGAGGCGACGGCCAUGUUCGGCAGUGGUGACACCUGGAGGGCUAGGUAGGGAAGAAUUUCAAAUGAAGACGUCACAGCAGAUUGCUGAACAAACACAGAAGUGAGGAAAAAUUUCUUUUUACAAACCCAAACCAUAAGACGCAGGGAAACAAAACCUGAAAAGACAGUGAGAUGAUUAUUUUAAGCUCGUCGGAACUCACCAUGCGCUUACCAUUGUGGAUAGCCAUCUUGGUAUUCUCGCAGACGCUGUCACAAUCAUUGUCUGAGGACAAAGCAGUGAACCAGUUCCGGACGUCAGCAUGCUAUGGCAACAUCAACAACUUCCUGAAGGUCGGGUGUCCACUGCACAUGAAGGUAAAAAUUACAGAGGUGGGCAACGGCGCCAAGCUUCUGACCCAGCAGUGCCCUCUACCGGCCGACGACUCCAACUACCGGGCGGAGUGUUGCAGCUACGUGGAGGGCGACUGCUACAUCCCGUCACGUAACGCCUUCCCCACCGAGUGCCAGAACGUCAACAACUGCCAGCCACGUGCCACGUGGGCCGACACGUCCAAGGACUGCAACACCAAUGACUUUCCGCCGCAGACUCAUUACAUGGAGAUCACGUACACGUGCGUGGCAGACAAAACGACUCUAGUAACGACUGUCACAACGCAGACGACGUCGCCAACAACCACGAUGGACAAUACCACUACCACCACCAUCACCACCACCCACCACCACCACGUCCACCGACAGCAUUGCCGUCAACAACGUGGCUGCAGUCCUGCCCCCCAACACCGGGGCACACGCAAUGGCCGGCGGUCAGGAACUUCUCGUCCUCCACCAUCGCCACCGUCCCCACCUACCACAUCGCCGUGCGGGAGACAGCAUCCAGCAUGGACUCGUUUACACCUGCAAUGGUUGGCGGGAUGAUUGCAGGAAUCGCUGGACUUCUGCUCACAAUUUUCAUCUUCAUCUUCUACUGGGGAAGGAAGCGCCAGAUUCGCAUCUCAGGCAAGGCCCAGAACACGGUGUGGGACUUCCUGUUGUCCAACUCCAUGUCCGUGCGGGCUUUCCGCGGCUACGACAACUUCAGCAGCGCCCGGAGCUCCGUCAGCUCGGAGGACGGCUCCCCCGUCAUCAGGAAGACUGUCUGGCUCCCCAACAUCUCCGUCGACAGCGGCCAUGGAGACACCAUCACGUCCGACGACAACUGCAGUGUUCGUCACCAUCGAGCGGGUGCCGCAGAACAGGCUGUGAGUCCACGGAAGGGAGGAUACAUGACACGGGGGGCUGGCAGUCUGUCACGACCGAUGAGUACCCAGUCCCGUUAUGUCGUCAGAUGUUAGGUCUCGGCGAGCCCUUGCAAAGUCAGACAUCUUUCCUUCCUCAGAAAGUUGUGAAUGGACUGAACAUUUUACUGUCAACAGUAUACUUAAAUGUUUUGCUUAGUGAUUUUUUUUUUCUUUCUUUUCGGCAAAAGUCAUUGGUGACCACCCACUAAGAGCAAAACAUAACCGACCAUCAAAAUUGAGGUUUUGUACCUCCGUCAACGCGAGAGCUAAUGUCGUCUGCCUUUCCUCUUUGUGUUGAUAAUGAAACCGGAAGCUUAGUUGCAAAAGCCUCGUUCUAGAGUUGGCGCGGACAUGUCUGACAGCAGUCCAUUCCACAAAAUGUCUUUGUGAGUCGAUGACAGAGAGAUGAUAACUGUUGUCAGCUGUGGUGGCUGACCGUUGCCACAAAAUAGCCCUAAAGAUCACAUCGAGGUUUUCCUCAGUGUUUGCAUCUUCAUCACGAACGAAUGUUGGUUUGGUUGGCUGUUUACAUUGUUGUUUGACAAAAUAAGUUUUCUCUUUCUCUCCUGUAAUGUUAGCAUUGUGACUUUUUUGUGCACUUCCAAUGUUUCUCAAUGAUCAUGUGUGUGUGUACGUGGGUGUGCGCCUAGUUGUAAGAGUGAUUGGCUGUAAACAUCUGUUUCUUCAUUCAUCCCUCUUUCUAUCCUUUUAUCUAAGCUUGGAUUCUUCACCUCGCCACCAUAGUUGUUCAUUUCUUUCGAUCGCUUUUACUUAAACAUUUUUCAAGUCCUUUCUUUAAUUACCUUUUUUCUUUCUCUUAAUCCAUUCUCAUUUAUCACUGACAUAUUAUAUUGACCAAUACUGAACGCUGUUAUUACUGAAGGACUAACAACAUCCCAGCCCACACACAUCUCUGUGAAUAUCCUAGUCUGAAAUUACGAAAUGUAAUUUAAACAUGGACAGUUAUAGUGAAAGCCAUCAUUUCAGUUUGGUUUUAAUGCUUUUCAGCCAUGACAAGUUCACCUGACUCCUGUUUGUAAAUUUAAAAAAAUUUUCCUAAUUGAAUAUGUAAUUCAUUUGAGUGAUUUCUUUAUUAAACAUGUUUACUUUAUGUUAAUAUGACAAUAAAUGUAAAUAAAACAUAUCUUUAAUGAAAAUGAUCUUGUUUGCAUAGCUUGAAUUCAUAAAUCUUUUUGACGAAUAAAAGCAUUUCUUUUGAUCGUGUUUUAUGCUAGAAUUUUAAACAUAAACAAAGCCUCAACGAGACAGAUGCAUAUAAGCUCUACUUACACAAGGAAUGUCAGGAUAAGGAGAGGUGCAUUUCUUUACAAUAUCAAAUGAACCAUGAGAGGCGUUUGUCUUGCCAUUCAAAAUGUUGAUGAGACGAGAAUGUUCCACAGGUUGGGAAUGUCAAGCCAUGGUGGAACAGCUUCAUAGUUUGACAACAUUCCUUUAUACAUAUAGAAUAUCUUGAGCCAUUUCUUCUUUUUUUCUUACAUUUGCUGUUUAUAGAUGUGAUGGGUAUAUAGUUAGGGGUAGUGUCUGCUGUUUGCAUGUUUAAAGAAGUCAUUUUAAAUGGAUGUAUGUCUUGGUUAAAUGUCUACAGCAAGUCUAUCAAGUGCUGUAUACUUUGAUUAGUUAUUCAGACCCUCGGAGGAGAAAGGAUUUUAUUGUGCUAAGGUUUCAAUUAAUCUUUUUUCGUCUCUCUUUCUCUUAUCCUAGAUUGUUGCUGUUCUAGUUUAUAAGUUGAGAUGGUAUAUGAGUGUUGUGGUGAAGGUGUGUGAUUGGGGUGAAAGGAACUCAAAAUUAUUGUAAGAUAAUGUAAGGAUAGUGUGACAUUGUAAGAUUUGGAGUACAAACAGCUAAGUUUUGCUUUGAUAGCCAAUGGCUGUUAAAAUGCUUUCUUUUUAAAGAUGUAAUGAUGAAUGUGUGUGUUCACAAAUACUGUGUUUUGAGGUGUAUAUAUCUAUAUGCAUGUCUAGAGUUCCUGAAAACUCGUGUGUAUGUCUAGAAGUUGAAGAUAACAUUGCUUAUUACUGGAUUGUAUAUAAAGCAGUUAAAAAAAA
This is a messenger RNA of Pomacea canaliculata, 3804 nucleotides long. RefSeq lists its product as uncharacterized. The record is from RefSeq and is a predicted model, not a curated record. Lineage: Eukaryota; Metazoa; Mollusca; Gastropoda; Architaenioglossa; Ampullariidae. The transcript is spliced from 5 exons. The coding region runs from base 633 to 1376 and encodes 247 amino acids.